GCGGGCAGCCCCCCGCGCCCCGGGCCGCGCUGCGAGCGCUGCCGGGCCCGGCCCCGCCGGCCGGCCCGCGGCGGGAUGGAGGUAACGGUGGGAGGGGGCGGCGGGGCCCCCUUGUGACAGCGCUUUCUGUCCCCAGCUCCCGGACUUUCCCACCUCCUCGAGUAAAUAAAUAAGAAACUUACAUCCCGCCGGCGUCGGCUGGAAGGAUCCGGAGGCCGUCCCCGGGCUGCCCACCUGGAGCGCAGGUGUGAGGAUGGGCCUGGCCAAGAUGCCCAGCAAGGCUGCCCUCGGGAGCGGCAGUGGGAGGCAGUGGAGCUGGCCUCGGCAGCGGGAGAGGCUGGACUUCCCGUGUCUCUGUGCUGAAUGGCUGCGAUGGCGCCCGCUCUCACUGACGCAGCAGCCGAAGCUCACCACAUCCGAUUCAAGCUGGCUCCCCCGUCCUCCACCUUGUCGCCUGGCAGUGCCGAGAGCAACGGCAACGCCAACAACAUCCUCCUGGCUGCCAACGGCACCAAAAGGAAAGCCAUUGCUCCGGAGGAUCCCAGUCUAGAUUUCCGAAACAACCCCACGAAGGAAGAGCUGGGCAAGCUGCAGCCGCUAGUGGCCUCUUAUCUCUGCUCGGAUGUAACAUCUGUCUCUUCAAAAGAGCCUCUGAAGCUGCAAGGAGUCUUCAACAAGCAGACAGUCCUUAAAUCUCACUCUCUCUUAUCUCAGUCCUUUUUGAAAACAAGUGAUCUGUUGGGGAGGCAACCAGUGUUGGAAUUCACUUUGGAGAAUCUAAAAACAAUGAGUACUAAUAGCCAGCCACCUCUCCCACAAGCGCCUGUGAAUGGCUUGGCCAAGAAAUUGGCCAAAAGUACCAAUUCAGACCAUGAAAACUCUAGUUCUCUGAAUGGUGGGAAGUGUGCUUCUCCUUCUGCUGCCCUCCAGACUGUUGACUAUAAUACAGGAGGUUCUGAACUGGGGGACUUGAAGACCGGGUUGACCAAUUGCACUCUUCCACAUAGAAGCCUUGAUGCAGAGCACGCAACUCCCUUUAGCAAUAAUAGCACUGCAAAUAAAUCCUCCCUUAACUCCGCAGAGCAGCAGUGGGUGCUCGAGGGCGGCAGUGGGGACACGCGCGUGCCCGGUGUCGCGAGCCGCUCCGACCUGGGGAGCAGUAAGCUGGAGGAGCAGAAACCUUCUGUGCUGGCUGGUCACCACAGCGCUCUGGACUCCGAGAUGAGGACGAGGGCCCUGCUGCGGCGCCAGGCAGACAUUGAGAGCCGAGCCCGGCGGCUGCAGAAGCGCUUGCAGGUGGUGCAGGCGAAGCAGGUGGAGAGACACAUCCAGCAGCAGUUGGGCGGCUUCUUGGAGAAAACGCUGAGCAAGCUUCCAGCCUUGGACCCCCUGAGGCAUCGGAGCCAGCUGAUGUUGACCAGAAAAGCAGAAGCAGCCUUGAGGAAAGCUGCGAGCGAGACAGUUACUUCAGAAGGCCUGAGCAACUUCCUGAAGAGUGAUUCAAUAUCGGAGGAACUGGAGAGAUUCACGGCCAGUGGCAUGGCCAACCUGAGAUCCAGCGAGCAGGCCUUUGACUCGGAUGUCACUGACAGCAGCUCGGGGGGAGAGUCGGACGUUGAAGAGGAGGAACUGACCAAAGCAGACCCAGAACAACCCCACGUACCACUGAGGCGGAGGGCAGAGUGGAGGUGGGCAGCAGACCGUGCCGCCAUCGUCAGCCGCUGGAACUGGCUCCAAGCCCACGUGUCGGACCUGGAGUACCGCAUCCGGCAGCAGACGGACAUCUACAAACAGAUCAGAGCCAACAAGGGGCUGAUAGUUCUUGGUGAAGCUUCGCCCCCUGACCCUGCAGUAGAUGAUUCAUCCCGUCCCGUUAGAGCUGAAGUUAAGCUGGAGCCUGGGGCCGAGCGGCUGAGUGUGUCUGGAUCCCAGCCCCUAGAAAGCUUGGGUAUUUCUGCUGCAAAUACUCCUGAAUCCCAUCCCACCAAGCCCUGUGGAGCACCAAGACCUGUCAAUGGAGUUAUUAACACUCUGCAGCCUGGCCUGGCAGAACACGCUCAGGGAGAUGGCCAGGAAGCUGAGGAGCUCCUCCACAAGAAGCAGCGCCUGUCCCUGGUCCCCGCGGACGGGACGUGCGUGGCCGCUCGCACCCGCCCCGUCCUCAGCUGCAAGAAGCGGCGGCUCGUCCGACCCAGCACCAUCAUGCCCCUUUCCAAAAAGGCCCACCGUGGCAGCCUGGCACGCUGCAGCUGUGAUGUGAACCCCUCCUGUGCCCUGUGUGGCACCCGCAGCUCCACCACGCUGGAGAUCCAGUACGAUGCCCCUCUGCUGGAGCGCCUCUCCCAGCUGGACUCCUGCAUCCAUCCUGUCCUGUCAUUCCCAGAUGAUGUGCCGACGAGCCUGCACUUCCAGAGCAUGUUGAAAUCCCAGUGGCAGAACAAGCCCUACGAGAAGACUAAAGCUCCCAAGAAGCUGUCGCUGAAGCACAGAGCCCCCGUGCCCCCCAGCCUGGCUGACCCCGCGCGCAAGGACCGCCACAAGCUGGUCAACUCCUUCUUCACCGCGGCCAAGCGCUCCCAUCAAAAAGCCCAAGCAGACAAGGCACACAGGCCGCCUUUAGACGAUUUUUCGGCCGUGUCCAAGGCCGAGAGAGCGCCAGAGCGCUCUGCCCAGCCUCCUGCCUUUGACAAAAAGCGAUUGCGAGACUGCUCAUCUGAGAGGAGUGAAGUGUUGAAGCAUCACACGGACGUCGGUGGCCCGAGCUACCUGUCAGCAGCUGUGACCCCCACCCCUCACAGCCCCAUAGCUCGGCAGCUCUCCACCUCCUCCGAGGGCUCCGCUCCCGCCAGCUCCGCUUCCCAGGGCGCCUCCGGCACCGCCCCGAGGAGGAGGAGGGGUGAGAGCUCCUUUGACAUAAACAACAUCGUCAUCCCCAUGUCUGUGGCUGCCACGACCCGCGUGGAGAAGCUGCAGUACAAGGAGAUCCUCACCCCCAGCUGGCGUGAAGUUGAUAUCAGUGCUCUGAAAGCCAACCCUGAGGAGGACAACGAGGAGGUUGAGGACUUGUCAGAUUCGGCCUUCGCUGCUCGGCACGGGAAGUGCGAGGAGAUGGAGCGGGCGCGGUGGCUCUGGAGCACGAGUGUCCCCCCGCAGCGCCGGGGCAGCAGGUCCUACAGAUCAACAGACGGACGGACGACCCCCCAGCUGGGGAACCCCUCGACUCCCCAGCCAGCAUCCCCUGAGGUGGGCAACUACCACUCCCACUUGGAGCUGUCCCACACCCACUCACCACGCAGCCCCAUCAGCCCCGAACUGCUCUGUGCCCCCCUGACCCCUCUGUCCCGGGACUCCCUGCGGCUCCUGUCCAGCGAGGACACGCGUUGCUCCACGCCCGAGGCCGGCCUGGACGAGCAGGCCGUGCAGCCCUGGGAGCGCCGCACCUUCCCGCUCUCCUACGACCCCCGGACGGAGUGCGAGGACCUGCCCGACGCCCAGGACCGGCUCUCGCGCUGCACCCGCCGCACAUCGGGCAGUAAAUCCUCCCGGGAAUGCGAUGGCACUUCGGCUUCGCCCAGCCUGCCCAGCCUCAAGAGCCGAACCCCGCUGGCCCCUCCCUCCUCCUCCUCUUCCUCUUCCUCUUCCUCCUCCUCCUCCUCCUCCUCCUCCUCCUCCUGCUCCGCAGUCCUGCGGCCAGCGCACAGAUAGAGACACACGGGGAGACAUGAGCAAACCAACACACAGAACUAACUCUUGGCAUUAAAGCUUCCAAAAUCUG
Vidua chalybeata is the source of this 3775-nucleotide messenger RNA. RefSeq names its product KAT8 regulatory NSL complex subunit 1 (gene KANSL1). NCBI's taxonomy places the organism in Eukaryota, Metazoa, Chordata, Aves, Passeriformes, Viduidae. The record is from RefSeq and is a predicted model, not a curated record. Gene Ontology annotation, molecular function: histone acetyltransferase binding. Gene Ontology annotation, cellular component: NSL complex. The coding region runs from base 364 to 3705 and encodes 1113 amino acids. The transcript has 15 exons.